This is a messenger RNA of Penicillium alfredii, 762 nucleotides long. Its product is annotated as HAD family hydrolase. Lineage: Eukaryota; Fungi; Ascomycota; Eurotiomycetes; Eurotiales; Aspergillaceae. The transcript is spliced from 2 exons. The record is from RefSeq and is a predicted model, not a curated record. Bases 1 to 762 code for a protein of 253 amino acids.
AUGCCUAAGAUCACGGAAAUCUUCUUCGACUGCGACAACACCCUGGUCCUCUCGGAAGAGCUGGCCUUCGAGGCUUGCGCCGAUCUGGCCAAUGAGAUCUUGCAGACGCGCAACAUUCCCGACCGAUACACCGGGGAGCAGCUCAUCAAGGACUUUGUCGGCCAGAACUUCCGCGGUAUGAUGAUCUCGCUGCAGGCCAAGUACCACUUCGAGAUGGAAAAGGACGAGCUGGAGGUCUACGUCAAGAAGGAAGAGGACAAGGUCAUCGCCAAGCUGGAGGCCAAGGCUAAGCCGUGCGUCGGUGCCACCGAGGAGCUCGAGAAACUCUUCGAGUCGAAGAAGUACGGGAUGGCCGUGGUUUCUUCCUCGGCUCUGCGCCGCGUGCGCGCCUCCAUCAAGAAGGUUGACCAGGACAAGUUCUUUGACCAUGACAAGGUCUUUAGUGCGGCGACGUCUCUGCCCAAGCCCACGUCCAAGCCGGAUCCCGCCAUUUACUUGCAUGCGCUUGAUGCCGUUAAGAAGACCGCUGCGGAGACUGUCGCCGUCGAGGACAGCAAGUCGGGUGCGCUCUCGGCUAUCCGUGCCGGUAUCCCGGUGAUCGGCUAUGUUGGCAGCUACAACGGCGAGGAAACGCAGACGGAGAUGGGCAAGCGUUUGACCGACCUUGGGGCGCAGGUUAUCAUGACGCACUGGUCCGAGUUCGAGAAGUGCAUGGCGUUCAUCGAGAAUGCGCCGGCUGCCGAGAUCCAGUCUGCCCUUUGA